This is a messenger RNA of Peromyscus eremicus (cactus mouse), 2748 nucleotides long. It is a transcript of the gene Cdh4, whose product is annotated as cadherin 4. Bases 1 to 2748 code for a protein of 915 amino acids. Gene Ontology annotation, molecular function: calcium ion binding; cadherin binding. The transcript has 17 exons. The record is from RefSeq and is a predicted model, not a curated record. Gene Ontology annotation, biological process: cell-cell junction assembly; homophilic cell-cell adhesion; adherens junction organization. Lineage: Eukaryota; Metazoa; Chordata; Mammalia; Rodentia; Cricetidae. Gene Ontology annotation, cellular component: plasma membrane; adherens junction; catenin complex.
AUGACCACGGGCUCGGUGCUGCCGCUGCUGCUACUCGGGCUCUCGGGCGCGCUCCGGGCCCACCAUGAGGAUCUUACAGUCAGAGAGGCCUGCAAGGCUGGCUUCUCCGAAGAAGACUACACUGCAUUGAUCUCCCCGAAUGUCCUGGAAGGAGAGAAACUACUCAGAGUCAAGUUCAGCAGCUGCUUGGGCACCACAGGGACGCAGUAUGAGACCAACAGUUUGGACUUCAAAGUCGGGGCAGAUGGGACAGUCUUCGCCACCCGGGAGCUGAAGAUCCCCUCAGAGCAGGUGGCCUUUACUGUGACUGCACGGGAACGCCAGACUGCUGAGCAAUGGGAUGCCAUGGUGCGGCUGCUGGUAGCUCAGACUUCAUCCCCACACUCUGAACACAAGCCUCAGAAAGGAAAGACAGUGGCCCUGGACCCCUCUCAGCCCCCGAAGGACACACUGCGGCCCUGGCCCCAGCAUCAGAGCUCCAGCGGGCUGAGGAGGCAGAAGCGUGACUGGGUCAUCCCGCCCAUCAACGUGCCUGAGAACUCCCGUGGGCCCUUCCCCCAGCAGCUCGUCAGGAUCAGAUCUGACAAGGACAAUGAUAUCCCCAUCCGAUACAGCAUCACAGGUGUGGGAGCGGACCAGCCCCCUAUGGAGGUCUUCAGCAUUGACUCCAUGUCUGGCCGGAUGUAUGUCACUCGGCCCAUGGACCGGGAAGAAAGAGCCUCUUACCAUCUCCGAGCCCAUGCGGUGGACAUGAACGGCAACAAGGUAGAGAAUCCUAUUGAUCUGUACAUCUACGUCAUCGACAUGAAUGACAACCGGCCCGAGUUCAUCAACCAGGUCUACAACGGCUCUGUGGAUGAGGGCUCCAAGCCAGGUACAUACGUGAUGACUGUCACAGCCAAUGAUGCGGAUGACAGUACUACAGCCAAUGGUAUGGUGCGGUACCGGAUCGUCACCCAGACACCCCAGAGCCCGUCCCAGAACAUGUUCACCAUCAACAGUGAGACAGGGGACAUCGUGACAGUGGCAGCAGGCCUGGACCGGGAGAAAGUCCAACAGUACACGGUCAUCAUCCAGGCCACUGACAUGGAAGGAAACCUUAACUAUGGUCUCUCGAACACAGCCACUGCCAUCAUCACAGUGACAGAUGUAAAUGACAACCCUCCAGAAUUCACCACAAGCACAUUUGCAGGAGAGGUUCCUGAAAACCGUGUGGAGACAGUAGUAGCCAACCUCACAGUAAUGGACCGAGAUCAGCCUCACUCACCCAACUGGAAUGCGGUCUACCGAAUCAUCAGUGGGGACCCCUCGGGACACUUCACUGUCCGCACAGACCCUGUCACCAAUGAGGGAAUGGUCACCGUGGUGAAGGCAGUGGACUAUGAGCUGAACCGCGCCUUCAUGCUGACCGUAAUGGUGUCCAACCAGGCGCCCCUGGCCAGCGGGAUCCAGAUGUCCUUCCAGUCCACAGCAGGGGUGACCAUCUCUGUCACUGAUGUCAACGAGGCCCCCUACUUCCCCUCCAACCACAAGCUGAUCCGCCUGGAGGAGGGUGUACCUACCGGCACUGCACUCACCACGUUUUCCGCAGUGGACCCUGACAGGUUCAUGCAGCAAGCCGUGAGGUACUCGAAGCUGUCUGAUCCUGCCAACUGGCUGCACAUCAAUACAUCCAACGGGCAGAUCACCACAGCUGCAGUCCUGGACCGAGAGUCGCUCUACACCAAGAACAAUGUAUAUGAGGCCACCUUCCUGGCUGCCGACAAUGGGAUCCCCCCAGCCAGUGGCACUGGGACCCUGCAGAUAUACCUCAUUGACAUCAAUGACAACGCACCACAGCUGCUGCCCAAGGAGGCACAGAUCUGCGAGAGGCCAGGCCUCAACGCCAUCAACAUCACUGCGGCCGAUGCCGACAUGGACCCCAACAUCGGCCCCUACGUCUUUGAGUUGCCCUUCAUCCCCACUACAGUGAGGAAGAAUUGGACCAUCACCCGCCUAAACGGUGACUAUGCCCAGCUCAGUUUGCGCAUUCUGUACCUGGAGGCCGGCGUGUACGACGUCCCCAUCAUCGUCACGGACUCUGGCAACCCUCCCCUGUUCAACACGUCCAUCAUAAAAGUCAAGGUGUGCCCAUGCGACGAGAAUGGUGACUGCACCACCGUCGGCGCAGUGGCUGCAGCCGGCCUGGGCACAGGCGCCAUUGUGGCUAUCCUCAUCUGCAUCGUGAUCCUGCUGAUCAUGGUCCUGUUGUUCGUUGUGUGGAUGAAGCGGAGGGAAAAGGAGCGACACACGAAGCAGCUGCUCAUCGACCCUGAGGACGACGUGCGUGACAACAUCCUAAAGUACGAUGAGGAAGGCGGUGGCGAGGAGGACCAGGACUAUGACCUCAGCCAGCUACAGCAGCCGGAAGCCAUGGAGCACGUGCUGAGCAAGGCCCCUGGUGUGAGGCGGGUGGAUGAACGGCCAGUAGGUGCUGAGCCCCAGUACCCAGUCAGGCCUGUGGUGCCCCACCCAGGCGACAUUGGAGACUUCAUCAAUGAGGGACUCCGAGCUGCUGACAAUGACCCCACGGCACCCCCCUAUGACUCUCUGCUUGUCUUCGACUAUGAAGGCAGCGGUUCUACCGCAGGCUCCGUCAGCUCCCUGAACUCCUCCAGCUCCGGGGACCAAGACUACGACUAUUUGAAUGACUGGGGGCCCCGGUUCAAGAAGCUGGCAGACAUGUACGGGGGUGGUGAGGAGGACUAG